CCAUCAUCACCAUUAAAGAAGAGAGCGCUAAACGAGAGAGCGGUGCAAUUGCAACUUGUCAUCACUGAGCUGCUGCACCAGUCACCAGCAGCACACAUUCAAACGCUGCAACAAGAUCACAACAAAAACAUUUCCGAGCAACUGCUUGGAAAACCCCCGGAGAACCUGAUCGUCUCAGUCUUUGAGCAACAGCUACGGACUCAAGAUCGUUGUCUUCGUCGUCGUCGUCGUAGUAGUCGUUACUUGACUGCACUUUUUCCAUCUUCUGAUUCUACUUCGAUCUGUCAUCGCUAUCGGAAUUGUACGCGAGAGAAGAGCAACAUCCGUAAAAAUAUGACGGCGCAAGUAUUGUCAAUACCGCGGGAUUUUACAGAUAACAAAGGAAAAGAAGAAACUCCCUUUGGACUAACCGGAGCGUCAGUGUCAGUGUCGUACCAUACGGAAGUCGCCCGGCUGGAAUCAUUUCGAAACUGGACGGUUCCCUUCAUCAGCAAGGCUGAGCUAGCCCGUUACGGCUUUUACUAUGUUGGGCCAAACGAUAUGGUUAAAUGUUACUUCUGUCGAGUGGAAAUCGGACUAUGGGAGCCAAACGAUAACGUUCUUUCGGAACACCUAAGAUGGUCACCAUAUUGUGCACUACUGCGUAAGCGGCAAACAAACAAUGUUCCAAUCGAUGCCAGCUUUCUGGAUCAGCUGCCGGAACCGAGCUACGAUACCUGUGGUAUUAGGAUACGGGAAAAUUCCGUGGCUGAAAAUGCAUACUCUUCGAGCAGUAGUGGAUCCCUAUCGUCUCCACCUAGCUCCCUUACGUCCGACUCCAGUAUGUUAUCCAAUGGCCCUAUCGCCCAACAGCUUGCAUCACCCGCGCUGCCACAGCAAAAACGGCCGGAAUAUCCCAACUAUGCCAUCGAGGCAAAGCGAUUGGAAAGCUACGAAGAUUGGCCAAAAUUCAUGAAACAGAAGCCCAAGGAACUGAGUGAUGCCGGAUUUUUCUACACUGGCAAAAGCGAUCGAGUCAAGUGCUUCAGCUGCGGUGGCGGUCUUAAAGACUGGGAAGCUGAAGACGAACCAUGGGAACAACAUGGCAUGUGGUAUAGUAACUGUGAGUACCUGAAACUAAUGAAAGGCGAAGAGUACAUUGUCCAAUGUCUGGCCAAGAAGGAUAACCCUUCUCCUUCUGAACAAGGCUCUGAUGUUGGUCCGUCGAAUUCGCCUCAACCAUCAACGUCCGGAGUAACAUCCGUCGCAACAACCUCGCUCCCAUCGUCCCAAUCAUCCAGUCUGAGUGCUUCGGCCGAAGAAGUCAAUUCCUUAGUCGGUGGCAGUAGUAGUAGUAUGGAGGAGGAUGAAGAUGAACCAAAUCGUAAAUUAGACACGAGUCGGACGUGCAAGAUUUGCUAUGUCAACGAAUACAAUACCGCUUUCUCGCCCUGUGGACAUGUAGUGGCGUGUGCGAAAUGCGCUUCUUCGGUCACCAAGUGUCCGCUCUGUCGGAAACCGUUCACCAAUGUGAUGAGGAUUUAUUUGAUGUGAAAGGUGUAUCAGAAAUA
Molecule: messenger RNA, 1550 nt
Organism: Ochlerotatus camptorhynchus
Lineage: Eukaryota; Metazoa; Arthropoda; Insecta; Diptera; Culicidae
Gene: Diap1
Product: Death-associated inhibitor of apoptosis 1
Exons: 1
Coding region: 334-1533 (399 amino acids)
Biological process (GO): positive regulation of canonical Wnt signaling pathway; positive regulation of protein ubiquitination; negative regulation of apoptotic process
Cellular component (GO): nucleus; cytoplasm
Molecular function (GO): ubiquitin protein ligase activity; cysteine-type endopeptidase inhibitor activity involved in apoptotic process
Source: RefSeq, a predicted model, not a curated record